This is a messenger RNA of Pogoniulus pusillus (Red-fronted tinkerbird), 2640 nucleotides long. RefSeq names its product solute carrier family 22 member 18 (gene SLC67A1). Gene Ontology annotation, molecular function: transmembrane transporter activity. The record is from RefSeq and is a predicted model, not a curated record. NCBI's taxonomy places the organism in Eukaryota, Metazoa, Chordata, Aves, Piciformes, Lybiidae. The coding region runs from base 651 to 1874 and encodes 407 amino acids. The transcript is spliced from 14 exons. Gene Ontology annotation, biological process: transmembrane transport. Gene Ontology annotation, cellular component: nuclear envelope.
AGGCUGGGGGAGCAGCUCUGGAGCAACGUUUGGUGCUCAGACAGCCGACAGUCUUGCACAAGUCCUGAAGGAGAAUGUUCAUGGCCUGGAUUGUUGCAGAGGAGAGGUGCCUGAUCCAAAACCAAGUCCAAGAGCAGUGGUAGACCUGCCUGCAGCUUUUAUCACUGAUGCAGAGGAUGUAGAUCUGUAUGUCAGAUCAGAUACCUUGAAGGGCUGGUGUCUUCUGGAGCUUUGACAACGUUGUUUUUUUCCUGGAUCCUGGAUCCAUGUGCAGAAAACAGCCAGCCAAAUGGAGCAAAGCUAGAAGGGUUAUGUCUGCCCUGAUCCUGAUCAGGGUGCCAGAGCACUGGACCAGGUUUCCUGGAGAGGUUGUGGAGUCUCCAUCUCUGGAGAGAUUCGAAAGCCUCCUGGAUGUGUUCCUGGGUGAACCUGCUCUAGCAGGAGGGUUGGACUGAAUGAUCUCUGUAGGUCUCUUCCAACCCCUACCAUUCUGUGAGUGGCUCCUCAGCAUUCCUAGCUAGCUCUCAUGCUUGCCAUAGUCAUGGGUGCAUACUCAUAAGGACAAGGAUUUGUGGCUGCUCUGCACUGGAGUGGAAUAUGAUUGCUCCCACUGGAUUUUUGUGUAACUACAGACUCACCAGUUUGCAUUCAUGAAAGACUUGAGGUCAGAGAGAUGUCCUUCGUUGCUGGGCAAUGCUUGCCUCCCUCCCCAAAGAUCUUCCAAGGAUGUAAAACUUCUUUUGACCCUCUACAGACAGUACUUGGCAAAGAGCCUGGGUUUGGACUCAGUGGGGUUUGGCUACCUCCAGACAACCUUUGGCAUCCUGCAGCUUGUAGGAGGUCCCAUUUUUGGCAGGUUUGCAGAUAAGUUUGGGACCCGAGCAGCCUUAAUUCUCUCCUGUGCAUCUGGAAGUGUCUUCUUCCUGCUCACAUCCAUUUCCACCAGCAUUCCCCUCCUCUUCCUCUCCAGGCUUCCAGCAGUGUUCAUGCAUGGGCUGCCAGGUGCUCAGAAGGUUAUUACAGAUCUGACUGCUCCUUCCCAACGUGCUGAUGCUUUGGGGAAGCUGGGUCUUUGCUUUGGAAUAGGCAUCAUCAUCGGCUCUGCUCUGGGAGGUGUCCUCUCCACCAAAUUUGGCAUAUUUGUUCCCAUGUAUGUUGGGCUGGUGGGAAGUCUCAUCAAUACCAUGAUAGCAAUGGCUUGGAUCCCUUUGCAGCCUAAACCAACGUCAGACCAUCGUGUGACAGAGCAGAGCACAUCACAGUCCGGCAGCGUGUUCAGCAUCAGAGAAAUCCUGCGCCUGAUGAAGUUUCCAGGAGUAAUGGAAGUUUUCAUAAUCAAGGUCUUUUCUGGCCUUCCCAUAGGUUUGUUCAUGAUCAUGUUUUCCAUCAUCUCUAUGGAUUUCUUUGGUUUGGAAGCAGUGGAGUCUGGAUACCUGAUGUCAUAUUUUGGUGUCCUUCAAAUGGUGAGCCAGGGUCUGGUCGUUGGAAAACUCAGUAAACACUGCACGGAGAGGACUCUGCUCAGGCUCAGCAUUUUUGUCUUUGGUGUUGUAGGCCUUGGCAUGGCCCUGAUGAGGACCGUGUGGCACUACUGCAUCAUUGCAGUUCCACUGAUGUUUGCCUUCAGCAUGCUUGCCACCAUCACUGACAGCAUCCUUACCAAGGCUGUCCCCUCCUCUGACACUGGUACCAUGCUUGGAAUCUGUGCCUCAGUGCAUCCCUUGACCCGGACUGUUGGCCCCACCAUCGGUGGAGUUUUAUACAAAGAGUUUGGAGUCUCCUCCUUUGGCUAUUUACAGCUAAUUGUUAAUGUUGGUUUGUUUGUUUACCUCUUAAAAAGUAAAAUCCCGCUGGAUGAGACAAAAAGCCAAUAAUAUGAUUGCAAGAGAGUAACCUCUUACUUUUUCCAAGAUAGAAAGAUGUUAAUGAGUCUUAUUUGAUUCCAUAACUGUGGAAUAAAACCACUUGGAUGAUACCUUGCAUUUCGGCAACCUUUGCAUCUAGAGUAAGGGACAGAUGGCUUUGCUGAAGUCUUGGAGCUCUGUUGGAGCAACUGGUGGCAUGGGACCCCAAGAGCUAUCCAGUUCCCCCUGCAGCAGUGGCUGUCAUUAUAGGCCAUACCUCCAGCUCCUCAGCUGCCAGCAUUCCUGUUUGGAUUCACUGAAAUCAAGGGGAUUAGGCCUCUGCUCCGGUUUGGCCUUUUAUUUCACCCACAUCUCCUGCAACAAUACCAAGGAAAAUUGGAGUAAAACACAUCUGCUUUGGAAUGUCAUUUUGCUGCCUUAAAUGCACCUCUGCCAUUCUUGUGCUAGAAGGGGAUUGUGGCCAGAGCUUUACUACAUCCCCGGCUCGAUCAUGCACAGCCCUGCCUCUGCAUGAGCACAGCCGGUGGCCCUGCAGCUGCCAGCGGCGUGCAGGGAGGAUGCAGAGCCCCCAUGUAGCACGCUGCAAUGCCAGCCUCUCCCUGCUGCUUGCAGAAAUGGGGCCAACCUUCCUUUCAGAUUUUCUUGCAUUUCCCUCUGCUAAGUCACUCUUGCUUUUACUACACACUACAUGCAAUUACCUACUUAGCAACUUCCUCUAGUACAAAGUCUCCUGCAAGAGUUGCACUGAUAUUGGGAGGGGGAAAUUGCGUGAUCA